UUUAUGAAGAUAAUUAUACACUCUCAUUAAGCAAAACUCAAAACUCAUUCAUGAUGAGUCCUCUGCAACUGAUAAUCUGUAUGUUCAUACUUCUCCCACCAUCACUACUCUCCGCGGCUCUAUAUGCCAAACCGGGAUGCCGGGACCGCUGUGGGGAUUUACUGGUUCCAUAUCCAUUUGGAUUUGGGCCAAAUUGCAGUCUCAACCCAUAUUUUGACAUCAACUGCGAUUCUUCCACAAAUCCUCCAAAAGCUUACCUCUCCAUAUUGAAGAAACAAGUGAUUGAAUUCAAUCAAACUUACAUUCGCCUCAAAAACCCCUACAUGAUUUCAGCUUGCUAUGAUGAGGAUCUGUCAACGGGCAUUCAACAUAGUAUGACUGUGAACUUGUCUGGAACUCCCUAUACUCUUUCGGGUGAAAACGUGCUCACUGUUAUCGGGUGUGAUGAUAUGGUGCUGCAAUCCAACGGAAGUUCCACCCUUGGCGGCUGCUCGGCGUUUUGUGCUGACAAGAAUGAUACCGGCUUCGGAGAUUGCCACUUCAAUGGUUGUUGCCAUCAAGAACUCGACGAAGAAGAAGGAAGUUCAAGAUCUUUGUUGGAAGCAGAACUGAUUGACUUGAGCGGAAGAUCACAACGUAAAAAGCUUUUCCCGUGCAGCUAUGCCUUUAUCCAGGAGACGACAAAUACGAAUGAAACCGUAUUCUCAUAUCCUUUGUACUAUCUGAAUAACUCAACGGCAUUGUUAAAUGAUGAUUGGGCAUCUGCAUCAAGGCCGCCGAUAGUGCGCUUGGACUGGAUCGUUGAGGCUGAGAAUUGCAGCCGAGCUAUGAAUUCCAACACUUACGCAUGUCUAGAUGAAAAGAGUGUUUGUGUUGAUUAUAGUACAUAUUCGUAUAACAAUGAUGUCACAGGAUACACAUGUAGCUGCGUGCAAGGGUACGAGGGAAAUCCUUACUUACGAGGAGGAUGCCAGACAAUUUCCUCUUCAAGUUCAAUUGCCAAACGUGGAUGCAUGGAUCAAUGUGGAAAAGUAUCGAUUCCAUUUCCAUUUGGUGUGGGUCCAAAUUGCUACUUGGAGCCAUCUUUUGAAGUUGUCUGCAACAACGACACCAACCCCGCCACACCCUUCCUCAGUCUUUUGAACACCGAAAUCCUUGAGCUGAACUCAUCAAAAAUUGUCGUCAGUUACAUGAACCUAUCCUCAAAUUGCUACAGUGGGUCAGACUAUCAAGCUGAGCCAAGCUUAAAAAUUGACUUGUUGAAAACGCAAUAUAGAUUAUCAGAUGACAACUGGAUCACCGCCGUUGGCUGCAAUGUUAUGGCUAUCGGGGUUAUUGGAGAAGACAAACGAAGUUCUAUUCGCAGCAGCUGCGCAGCCAUUUGCACCAACAGUAUGAUCAAUGAUAAUGGUAGAACUAGUGCAUCAUGCGAUUAUGGACCAACAUCUUUUGCAGGUGAUGGUUGUUGCAGAGUACCAAUUCCAAGAGGUACAACUUCCCUUGAAUUAAAUAUGACUAAUCUCAAAGAACCAAGGACAAGUGCCAAUAUUUCUUGUAGCUACGCCUUCAUUGCAUAUGCUAAAACAACGAAUGAAAAUGAUCGGGGGUUCUAUUUCAUGCAAUAUUCAAACCCGGUCAACUUUUAUAUUCAGCCGAGCAUGGCAUUGGAUUGGAGGAUCGGAGCGAUGAAUUGCAAAGAAGCACGGCAGAAUCUCGCUAACUUCGUAUGUCGAGAUAAUAGUGAUUGUGUUGAUUUUGAUGCUACGCUUGGAGGGUACCUCUGCAACUGCUCCAAAGGAUACACAGGCAAUCCUUACCUCAAUCCAGGGUGCCAAGAUAUUGAUGAAUGCGCUGAUAAUUCAACUAAUACAUGCGUCUCAAAUUCAAUUUGCCAAAAUGGUCCGGGGAUGUUUCGCUGCUCGUGUCCGAAAGGGUAUAUUGGUGAUGGGAAAAAGGAUGGCACAGGUUGCAUUCCACAGCCUCCAUCCAAAACCAAGUUGAUUAUCUUGACAGGUAUAGGCUCUGGAAUGGGGUUUCUGCUUCUAGUCUCACUGUUCUUUUGGUUGUAUAAAUUGUUGCGAAAGAGAAAGGAAAGAAUGGUAAAAGACAAACUCUUCAAACGAAAUGGUGGCCUUCUCUUGCUACAACAGACCAAUGAAGGUGCACUUGGAAAAACAAAAGUUUUCCCUGCAAAAGAGUUGGAGGUGGCUACGGAUAACUUUAAUGAGGGCAGAAUUAUUGGACAAGGAGGGCAAGGCACUGUGUACAAGGGAAUGUUAUAUGAUGGUAAGAUUGUUGCGAUAAAAAGAUCAAAGUUGGUGGAGGUGAAUCAGUUAGAACAGUUUAUAAAUGAAGUGGUGAUACUAUCGCAAAUCAAUCAUAGGAAUGUGGUCAAACUAUUGGGGUGUUGUUUGGAGACAGAGGUUCCUCUACUUGUUUAUGAAUUCAUGCCAAACGGGACACUUUUUGAUCUUAUUCAUGAUCUAAGUAGUGAAUUUCCAUGUACAUGGAACAUGCGUUUGAAAAUCGCAGCAGACAUAGCUGGUGCAUUAGCGUACUUGCACUCUGCAUCUUCUGUGCCUAUCUAUCACAGGGAUAUCAAGUCUAGUAAUAUCCUUCUAGACGAAAAAUAUGUUGUCAAAGUAUCAGAUUUUGGAACUUCGAGGUCCGUUGCUACAGAUCAGACUCACUUAACUACUCUGGUUAAAGGGACGUUUGGAUAUUUAGAUCCAGAAUAUUUUCGGUCGAGUCACUUCACAGAGAAAAGCGAUGUUUAUAGUUUUGGGGUAGUUCUUGUCGAGCUUCUUACUGGGCAAAGGCCAAUAUCUCUUGAUAAAACAGAAGAGGAGAGAGGCCUAGCGGCACGGUUUCUUGUAUGCAUGGAAGAAGAAUCUAUGGAUACAAUUUUAGAUCCACAAGUUCGGGAGCAAGGAAGAAAGGAAGAGGUGACCCUAGUUGCAAAGAUUGCUCAAAGAUGUUUACACUCGAAAGGGAGAAUGAGACCAACUAUGAAAGAAGUUGCUACUGAAUUGGAAAGUUUUAGGAUGUCUGAAAUAUAUAGUGGUGUUAAUGAUGAAUCAGAAGAUGUGAGAUCUUUUGAUGAUAUGUGUCCACAAUGAUUUCAGGCACUGAGUACACAUGCAAGCUCAGUUAUAAAAAUGCUUCUGCAUCAUUACCUGACACGCAUCCGUUAGUGUUAGUUGAAAGUGUGUCAUAACAUAGACGCAUUUAUAGUUGUCUCGAAUCAAAUGGUCAAGACUUGGUUAUAUGCGAUCUUUGAGAUUGAAGAUUGGAAUAUCAAGUAAUCGCUUUAUAAUUUUUAAAAUUUUUUCUCAUGUUGAUAUUUUAUUUUUGUGGUUUUGAUUCGUGGUUAUUUAGUUUAUUGAAUUUUGUAUUGUGUUGAUUCGAAGUUUACAGUCGAAUGAAGGAAUUGAAAGUUUAUUAUUA
Messenger RNA from Salvia splendens (bonfire salvia), 3447 nucleotides. RefSeq names its product wall-associated receptor kinase-like 6. Gene Ontology annotation, biological process: protein phosphorylation; cell surface receptor signaling pathway. Gene Ontology annotation, molecular function: polysaccharide binding; ATP binding; protein serine/threonine kinase activity. Gene Ontology annotation, cellular component: plasma membrane. The coding region runs from base 51 to 3119 and encodes 1022 amino acids. NCBI's taxonomy places the organism in Eukaryota, Viridiplantae, Streptophyta, Magnoliopsida, Lamiales, Lamiaceae. The transcript is spliced from 6 exons. The record is from RefSeq and is a predicted model, not a curated record.